UUCAGGACUCAGGAGGUUUCAGCUAAAAAGCUUCACAACUCACUCCCCAGUGUUACAUUUUCAUCAAUCACCCAAAAGCCACUCUAAACUAAACAUCUUCCGCUGCAGUAAAAUGGGCACUGCCGGUGAGGCAGAGCGUGCCUUGGAAAUGGAAGCGUUGCGCAAGGAGGACUCGUCUUGGCACCUUUGCCGGGUCUCUUUCCGCUCUGCUGAACAUGGUCUUCUUAUAGAGUUUGGAAGCCAAGACUUGGAAGAUAUGCUAUUGCAUGACGAGGAAGCUCUUACGUGUCUUCGCUUUCGUUCUACUCCUCUUCAAGGUGAUGACUGCACUCACAUCAAAGAAGGAGAGUGUGUUCUUGCCACCCAUAAAUCACAGUUUAAGAGUAACUUCUAUGAUGCCAAGGUUGAAAAGGUAGUCAGAGUAAGACACUCAAAGAGGGUCCAUUGUAGAUGCACUUUCACAAUCAAAUGGCUUCACCAAGAUCUGGAAGGGGAAACCCUCACUGUGCCAUCUAGUUCAAUCAUGAAACUAGCAACUAAAAGCAUCAAUGUCCAUCCAGUUGUUGCUGUGUUCUUGAAAUCAGUAAAACAGAUGCGUUCGUCCUGUUCAUCUCCUUCUCCAACUGUACUCGAAGAAACCAAUAGUGAAAUGGACCUUAAUUACUUCCUGGAAAAGCAAAUAGAAGAGAUCAACAGUUCAGCUAAUGCAUCCAAGGAGGGAAUUUCAGAAGACAUUUUAUUAGGUGUUAAUGUUGAUAACAAGGAACAUAGACAAUGGAACACUGUCACAGUAUCCAAAGUAAGCAUUUCACAUGCUCAAGUUCCUCAUGAUUGGAAUCAGUUGAAUAGGUCAAUACAGAAGUCAAGAGAAAUGCAAAUAGAGUUGCAAGUUGAGGGUCAACCACCAGCUGCUCUUUCCAUCCAAGAAGAGCUUCCAGAAAACAGGUCCCAUCUCAGUCCUCUUGCUGCUCGUGCAGCACUGGCCUCAUUAAUGUCAACUAAUCAUGGACAUAUUACAAUGGAUGGGACUAAAAUGUUCAUUUCUUCUGUCUUUAAUAACAUGCCAACGAAGGAUAAAGUUCCCUCAGAGAUAUCAGAUGCUUCCAUUCCAGUAAUUUCAGACGCUGAUGAGAUGGUAAUUCCGCUCAUGUCAACUGAAAGUAAGCCUCAACUUGUGGACUUCUCUUCUGGAAUAAUAACCAAGGGCAAUAAGAGGGGCAAUAGAGUCUCAAAACUCACUAAUUCUGGAGUAACUUUACAAUGUUUGUCAAGAGAGAGGAAUGUGAGGCAGCCUAAUAAAGCUGCUAGAAUAACUCGCUCAACAGUUCAGGAAGGUACUGCAAUUCAAAAUGACAAUGUUCAAAUAAAGAUUUGUUCUGAAGACAUGAACUUAAGGGAUACAACCAACAAGAGAAGGUUGACCCGUUCAGUAGUUAAUGAAGAAAGGGAAAAUCUAGUUAUUGAAGUUAAACAAGCUUUGGAAGCUAAGGAGUCAAGUCAUAUUACAGAGUCAGAUUCCCCUAAAGGAAGUUUUUCUCCAGAGCGCAAUGUGUCUAAAAAGAGCAGUGGUGGAUCAACAGAGAAGAAAGCAAUAUCUUCACCGGUAACCAACCAGAGAAGGCUGACCCGUUCAGCAGUUAAUGAAGAAAGGGAAAAUUUAGUUAUGGAAGUUAAACAAGCUUUGAUAGCUAAGAAGUCAAGUCGUAUUACAGAGUCAGAUUCCCAUAAAGGAAGUUUUUCUGUUCCAGGGAGCAACGUGUCUAAAAAGAGCAGUGGUGGAUCAACAGAGAAGAAAGCAAUAUCUUCACUGGUAACCAACCAGAGAAGGCUGACCCGUUCAGCAGUUAAUGAAGAAAGGGAAAAUUUAGUUAUGGAAGUUAAACAAGCUUUGAUAGCUAAGAAGUCAAGUCGUAUUACAGAGUCAGAUUCCCAUAAAGGAAGUUUUUCUGUUCCAGGGAGCAAUGUGUCUAAAAAGAGCAGUGGUUUAUCGACAGAGAAGAAAGCAAUAUCUUCACCGGUAACCAACAAGAGAAGGCUGACCCGUUCAGCAGUUAAUGAAGAAAGGGAAAAUUUAGUUAUAGAAGUUAAACAGGCUUUGGAAGCUAAGAAGUCAAGUUGUAUUCCAGAGUCAGAUUCCCCUGAAGGAAGUUUUUCUGUUCCAGGGAGCAAUGUGUCUAAAAAGAGCAGUGGUGUAUCAACAAAGAAGAAAGCAAUAUCUUCCCCGGUUGAUGCUGAGAUUAGUAUCCCGAUUGAGGAAAGAAAUAAAAAGCAGAUGCCCUGUGCUGUCAAAACCACUCAGCAAAGAGAAGGCAAAGUUUCAGGCAGUAGUCUAGGCCGGAAGCGGAAAUCAACUUCUUCCCAGAAGCAAGAGCAGCGGUUUUCUCCCAGACUAAAGUUUCUCCCUAGGACUCGCUCGCAAAACAAGUCUUAGCUGAUAUUUUUUCAGAAGUGCUACAAAUACAAGUUCCAGGAGUACGGCAAUAACAGAACUGUCAGAGUGCAGGAUGAGUAUUAAAGGAAGUAGACAGUUCGGGAAGGAUUGAAUGAUGCUAUUUCUUGCACCACCAAAAACACAAGUCAUAACCGACCAAGAGAUGGGUGAGCGGGAUGGAUAUAUACAUUAUGACUCAUAGGAGUAUAGGGUUAAACUUUUGGAAAGUUCCUUGUUGGGCAUAUGGGUGCAUAUCAUGUUGUAUGGGCCUACGUGCCCUUCUGGUGUUAUGUAAUCUGUAUAAGAUAUGACAAUGAAUAGUAUUGUGAAUAUGUCACUUGAAUGAA
This is a messenger RNA of Alnus glutinosa, 2778 nucleotides long. RefSeq lists its product as uncharacterized. Gene Ontology annotation, molecular function: chromatin binding. The transcript has 7 exons. The record is from RefSeq and is a predicted model, not a curated record. The coding region runs from base 113 to 2431 and encodes 772 amino acids. NCBI's taxonomy places the organism in Eukaryota, Viridiplantae, Streptophyta, Magnoliopsida, Fagales, Betulaceae.